Molecule: messenger RNA, 1321 nt
Organism: Carica papaya (papaya)
Lineage: Eukaryota; Viridiplantae; Streptophyta; Magnoliopsida; Brassicales; Caricaceae
Product: NAD(P)-binding Rossmann-fold superfamily protein
Molecular function (GO): oxidoreductase activity
Source: RefSeq, a predicted model, not a curated record
UGUGGACACGUUCCAUCCCGUACCGGGCCGUUCUGGGCUAAUUCUCAAUUUUCAACUGCCCCAUUUCAAUAUUAAUGAUGCAUAUGAUAUGAUCAGAAACAAUUUUUUAAAGGGAUAUAAUCAGAAACGAUUAUGACGGUGAAAUGACGUGUUAUUUUUCCUCUUUUUUCUGCGCAGUUUGAUGAUGAUGAUAAUACAAUAGUGGUGCUUUAUCGAACUCCAGCAGUUGUUUUCAUAGCGAAGAAUCAGAGAUUUCCGCGAGGAAGAAACCCAGAAACCAAUGGCGGGAGCAGAUAACGCUGUUGCGGGAAUCAAGAAAUCAAAAUGGUCUCUCAAUGGCAUGACUGCUCUUGUUACUGGUGGCACUCGUGGAAUUGGGCAUGCGGUGGUGGAGGAAUUGGCGGAGCUUGGAGCGGUUGUUCACACAUGUUCGAGGAACCAAGAAGAGCUCACCAAGUGUUUGACAAAAUGGCAAGGGAAGGGUUUUGUGGUAACUGGGUCAGUUUGUGAUGCAUCGAGUAGAGACCAGAGGGAGAAGCUGAUUGAGGAAGUGUCUUCUCGUUUCAGUGGCAAGUUGCACAUUCUUGUUAACAAUGUCGGUACUAAUAUUAGAAAGCCAACUAUUGAGUUCUCUGCUGAGGAAUACUCAAAACUCAUGAGCACCAACCUAGAAUCCAUGUAUCAUACGUGUCAACUUGCACAUCCUUUGUUAAAAGCUUCGGGAUCAGGAAGCAUUGUAUUCAUUUCUUCUGUUGCCGGUCUUGUGCAUGUAGGCAGUGGGUCCAUUUAUGGGGCUACCAAAGGUGCAAUUAAUCAACUAACAAGAAAUCUUGCUUGUGAGUGGGCAAACGACAAUAUUAGGACCAAUUGUGUUGCACCAUGGUAUAUCAGAACCUCACUUGCAGAACAUCUACUUGAGAACAAAGAAUUCCUGGACAAGAUAGUCUCUCGCACGCCUCUUCAGCGUGUUGGUGAACCAGAGGAAGUCUCGUCACUGGUUGCAUUCCUAUGCCUUCCUGCUGCAGCAUAUAUAACAGGACAGAUUGUUUCUGUUGAUGGAGGAAUGACUGUGAACGGAUUUUCCCCUGAUAUGAGAAUUAACUGAGCCAGAUUAACCUUCUUUGUCUUUUGGUGCAAAGGGCAAAAAUAUCCUGAGCUGUUCACCCGAGCAAUUUCUAUUUCUUAGUGAUACUACUUUUGCAGGAUUAAUACCAAUGUCGGAUGAAUCCCUUGUGGUUCAUUUUCUGUUUUCUUUUCUAAGGAAUUCAUGCUAUGAUUUUGAAUGAAAACGAUUGUUGAAUUCGUAUAAAUUAUAGCUGCA